Orbicella faveolata is the source of this 6129-nucleotide messenger RNA. RefSeq names its product chromosome-associated kinesin KIF4-like. Gene Ontology annotation, cellular component: microtubule associated complex. The record is from RefSeq and is a predicted model, not a curated record. Gene Ontology annotation, molecular function: microtubule binding; ATP binding; microtubule motor activity. Gene Ontology annotation, biological process: spindle elongation; mitotic spindle organization; microtubule-based movement. Lineage: Eukaryota; Metazoa; Cnidaria; Anthozoa; Scleractinia; Merulinidae.
UGGCUUGUUUAGCGCUCAUUGAAUUCUGGGUAGUAAUGGAAUUUGGCGGUUAUUUCAAGCGAUCAAAAUAUUUAUACUAAAGUUUCGCCGUCCGAAUCUUGAGUUUUCUUCCCCUCUGUUCUGAUCGAUAAAAAACAUCAUGCCAGAGGAAAAGGAAAAGACCAUCCCGGUUCGUGUUGCGUUGAGAAUCAGACCGCUAGUUCCAAAAGAAACCGGCGAUGGAUGUAAAGAAUGUAUCCGCUGUGUUCCAGGGAAUGCUCAAGUCAUUAUCGGAGACGACAAAGCUUUCACGUACGAUUAUGUGUUCGGUAGUUCAAGCAGACAGGAAGAUCUUUACAGUGAAACUGUGAUCCCGUUGCUGGAAGGAUUUUUUAAGGGCUACAAUGCCACAGUUCUAGCAUAUGGCCAAACCGGAUCGGGAAAAACGUACUCAAUGGGAACAGCUUUCACCAUGUGUAACGAGACUUCAGAAGAAAGAGGAGUGAUUCCACGGCUUAUCAAAACUGUGUUUGACUGGAUUGAUGAGAGGAAGGACAAAACCGAGUUCCUUUUGAAAGCGUCAUUUUUAGAGGUAUGGAGUAUUAAUAUGGUGCCACCCCUGUUAAAUUUUUNUGCACAUCAAAAACUGUUUUUACAGAUUGCUGGUUUACAGGAGGUUGCUGUAACAUCUGGGGCAGAUAUGGUGCGAUGCUUGGAGCAGGGGUCAGCUUCCAGAGCAACAGGAGCCACUGCCAUGAAUAGCAGAUCAAGCCGUUCUCAUGCCAUAUUUACAAUAACACUAGAACAGAAAGAGCUAAAGGGGAGUGAACUUAAAAAGGCCAAAUUCCAUCUGGUAGACCUUGCUGGAUCAGAAAGGGUUAAAAAGACCCAUGCUCAAGGAGAACGUUUCAAGGAAGGUGUUAAUAUCAACAAAGGUCUCCUGGCUCUAGGAAAUGUGAUCAGCGCUCUCAGUGACGAGCUCAGGAAAUCCAAUGCUCAUGUCCCGUACCGUGACUCCAAGUUGACACGCCUUCUUCAAGAUUCCCUUGGAGGUAACAGUAACACAAUGAUGAUCGCCUGUGUCAGUCCAGCGGACAGUAAUUUCGAAGAGACUUUAAACACUCUCAGAUACGCGGACCGGGCGAGGCAGAUCAAGAACAAGCCGAUUGUUAAUCUUGAUCCUGCUGCGGCUGAACUGGCUCGGCUCAGACAACAAGUCCAGCUACUACAAAUGCAGCUUAUUCAAGGACAAACGAUUACAGGAACGAAUCCAACUGGUACAAGUCACGAAAGUACAGCCGCUAACAUCCAAGAACUGGCGGAUAGAAUCACAGAACUGGAGUCAGAAAAUGAAAAACUUAGCGCCGAGCUGCACGCUUCAGUCGAUCAGAACACGCAGAUGUAUGAAAAAGUUUUAGUGGCUGAAUUAGCAAGAGAUAAAGUGUUUCGAAAGUUUAAUGAACUGAAGAGUCAUUUUAGUUCCAAAGUUGAUGUAAAGGUUACGGACACAAAAGACGAAGUUGAACCAAAUGUAAGCCUUGUGGAAGAACUACAAACGAAACUGCAUGAGCUUGAGGACACUUUCAACUCUUCCACGCAGCUAGAGGAUGCAGUUAAGAAUGAAGAGCAGAAUACCAGUGCAGGCUCGGAACACCCGGAUGAGUGUGACGACAGCUCUCACCCCAGCUCUCCAUCAGAUGCCUCGUUUGUUUCCCAGCAUGCUUUGAGGCAGGCAGAGCUUGGCCGGCAACUCCAGGAAUUGACCAAGGCACUGGCUCUAAAAGAGGAAUUAGCCAAUAAGAUGGUAGCAAAUGAUUCGCGGCUGACUAGCAUGAGAAAGCAAUACGAGGAUACUGUUCGGGAAUUGGAAGGUGAAAUUUCCAGAUUGGAGAAAGAGAAGGCCAAUCUAUCGGUGGCUUUGACCAAUGCAAAGUCUGAGAACUGUGACGGGAAAAUCAAGGAAAAGAAUAGAAGCAGGGUCAAGGAACUAGAGGCAAAAAUUUUGGAACUGAAGAAGAAGCAGGUUAGUACGGUGUUCAGUUGGGCUUUGAAUUUUUUGUUCUCAGUAAUCGAUCACAUGGUUGAUACUGUUGAAAAUUGUCGUAAUAGAUGCGAGUUUAAGCUUCUAAUAUGUUCGCGAUUUUUUUUUUUUUUUAGGAAAAUCAAGGAAAAGAAUAGAAGCAGGGUCAAGGAACUAGAGGCAAAAAUUUUGGAACUGAAGAAGAAGCAGGUUGAACAACAGAAAAUGUUGAAGUUGAAGGAACAGAGCGACAGCACCAUAAAGAAACUCAACUCUGAAAUUCAGGGCAUGAAAUCCAUUCGUGUAAAACUCAUGCGCCAAAUGAAGGAGGAGUCUGAACGCUUUAGAGCACUGAAGGCUCAGAAAGAAAAAGAAAUCAACACACUAAAGCAACAGGGUCGCAAAAGGCAGUUUGAGUUUAAGAAAUUGGAGUCAAUUCACAUGAAACAGCAGGCUGUCCUUAAAAGGAAAACGGAAGAGGUGACAGCCGUUCAAAAGCGACUGAAGAUGGCGCUUGAUCGUCAGAAAGAGGCAGCGGAUAAGCGAUCUACACAGCAACAACAGCAACAAAAACAAGCGGAGGGACUGUUGCCGAGAAUGAAGUCCUGGCUGAGCCACGAGGUCGAGGUUCUAGUGAGUGUUGGUCAGGCCAGGCAGACACUAGAAAAUCUCAUUGAUGACAGGAAGGUGUUGUCAAGGCAACUGGCGGAGUUACGAAGCGAAGAACAGGAUGAAGAUGAUGAACCUGCAGCGAAGAAAAUGGUUCAGGAGGGUGGAACACCAGGAGACAAAAAAAGCAAGUCCCAUGACCUUCAAAAGAAAAGAACUGCUCUUGAACAUGAACUGGAACUCAGGAGUGCCCAGAUUGCUGGACUUCAGCACAAAAUUCUUGAUGCAGAGCAAGGUGAAAAGUCCAAACAUCGGUGGAAUAACAUUCAUAGCAUGGCGGAGGCUAAAGCAGGACUUCAAGCUUUACUAAACAUGACAGUAGCAGCGAAACUAAUAAAUGCUACCGCUGACAAGUCUAGAGUUGAACUGGAACAACAGUGUCAAGAGUUCACGUCACGAGAGCAGUCCAAUAUUCAAGAGCACCAAGCAGAAAUUGCAAAACUUAAACAGUCCCAUGAAGACUCCAUGAUGCGUCUUAAGGAAGAACACGAAGAGAAGGUUCAGUGCCUUCUUCAGCAAAUAGCUUCUAAUGAGAAUUCCCAAGAGGAAACCAAAGAACAGCUGCAGGAACAACUCGAAGCGCUCAGAAAAGAGAACAGCAAAUUGAACGAGCAAUUAAAACAAUUGAAGGAUGUCUUUGAAACGGAUUCGCCAUUACCAGAGUCAAAGAAAAAGAAUUCGUUGAAGACGUCUCGAACAGUUGAAGUAGAAGAUGAUGACUGGGCAAUGGGUUUGAGUGAUGAAAGCGAGGCUGAGGACUCGACUGAGCGAGAUCCAGACUGGGUGGAGACCCCAGUCUCCCCGGACACUCCCAUGGUCCCUCGUCAGCGGAAGUUUGGACGGAGAACUAGAUCCACCGAGGCGUCUUCUUUGUCGAUUAUCAAAAAUCCCGGACGUGUUCAGGGUUGUACCUGUACUGGAAAGUGUGCGACCAAUAAUUGUUCGUGCAAGAAAGGCUCCUCAUCUUGUUCUGAAGAAUGUAGUUGUAAAGCGGUGAAGUGCGUCAACCGUCUGCCGAAACCUCUUCAGGCCGUACCAUCUCUGGCUACGAUAUCAGCAAGCGACUUUGAAAGCGAACCUUCACCGCGCUCAAAUGUGGGAGGUGAUGAGCGGAAAGCGUUAAUCGAGGUGAAAAACAUACCCGUUAAAGAACUAAAGUCCGACAAGAAGAACAUGCCAUCGUCGAUCAGGCAAAACGGAACAGAAAAUAAGCUUGUCUCGCGUAAACGCCCUAAAGUCUUCAACAAACCACACUCGAGUAGCUCGGUUUCCUCUUCCGAUGAAGACUUGGUCCUGUCGAACCAACGCGGAUUCACUCGACCCGGGACUACUUCCGCUCGGUCUUUUCCCGUGCAUGGAAGUUCGAAGACGCCUGGAUUCAGCUUUGGUUCUGCUAAGAAGGUGAUCGUAAAAAAGUCGAUGACAAAGUUUCACCCGGAAAACAAGCGAAAACGAAAAUUGCUGAAACCUGCCAACACUGCUUCAAGUUUGGGCGUUAAACCUUGAUUCGCGACCCUGCAGGGGUAAACUGAGAGAGAACUGUCUAAAAAUCAUGAACUAUUUUGAGUGAGCAAACAAGUCUCUUUGAGCGCUUGAGAAAUCUUGGAUUCGACCCGAAAAACUCCACAUAGCUCUUUGCAGAGAGUUGCAUAACAUCUUUGUUUGGUUUGCAGUGGCGCGCAAGCUCGCGCAAAGAGAGAUAUAAGUGCUCUUAGAUGAUAAGAACCCAACCGAAUACAAUCCACUUAUUAUUGUAAGUGAACUGAAUGCAACUGGCAUUGCAAGUCACGGUUGAACGAAGGAGUAUAAGAAUUCGUAGUAAAGUGUAAAAUAAUGUCUGGUCACUAAGAAAUAUUUUCGUCAUAUUCACAUUGAUUAAAUUGUAUUCCCUAAUUUCGAAGGCACUUUUGUUAAUUGAUAGUUUCCUAGAUUUAGAGUCCUUAAAUCUCAGUACUCUCUUUAGAGCUACAACAAUUUUAAGUUAUUUGUGAAGGUUAGCUGGAACUGUAAAUAAGCGCGAAGACUUCGUGUAAAGAUGUAAUAAUUUUAAACAGCAAUAUUCUCAUGCUAGAACCCUUUUAGUUCUGAAUUCAUUAUUAAUAGUAAUUCUCCUUACAUAACGUCAUACAUUUUCUUUUAACGUUAGUUGUGAGAAGUUUUCGAUAAAUCUAGGCACUAUUCCCUUGUUAACCAGAUCCCCAGUUCAAAGCACAAAGUACGCGAAAUUUUUGCGAUUUCAAUUAUGAUUUAGUGUUGACAAAAAUGGCUUAUUAACAGCCGUCAUGUAACGCUUUUCCAAAACCUUAGAAUUUACUUGUCGUGAAAAUUUCGUGUUUUAAAGUAAUGCAGGAUCUGCUUUUAACUCUGACUGUUGUUACUACGAUUAUCAGUUGAGUAAGGCGCGAACGUGCUUUGAAGAUAAAGUUUUAGAGAUAAAAUUACGGUGUUGCCACGGGACACUUUCCUCGUUUCCAAUAAUAACAAUAUCAUCGCCUGCAAUUUCGCGUGCUUUGCUGCCAAUGACGUCAAUGCCGACAAGUUGCCACUGGAAACGGAGCCGGUUGCCUGUGACAACAACACAAGUUGAUCGUUAAAAGAUGGUCACCAACUGAUAAUCGUAGUAAAACCACAAGAGAAUUUAAGGGAAUUCUCCACAGUGCGUUUUCCUGAUAAAUUAUAAGCAGGUUUUUGCUGCUACGGACUUUUCGAUUGUAAGCCUGCGUUCAAGCAAAUAGCCGAUUUCUUGCCAUGAAAACAUGUUUGUCUUAAUUCUCAUCACUUGUCAGCAUAGCAAUGUAUUAAAAUUAUAAGGGGAAAUGAGAUAUCGAUCGCUCAUUGGAAUGAAAGGGUUUAGAAGUGGGGGAUAUAAAUACAAGCUCUCAUUUGAAAAUAAAACACUAGUAAACUUUCAAAAAAAUGCAUCUUGUCUUUGUUUUAUUUUUGCAACACAACCAAUGAGGUUGAGCACGCUGGCAGAAGAGGUGAGUGUUGUCUGCCUGAGACGGUAACUCAAACCAAAGUCUUUCAAUUUCGCUAUCAUGCGAAAAUCGAAUCCAAAAUUGUUUUAUACUCUCCUAAUUCAUUUCAGGCUAACUUUGCAGCGUUUUGUAGCUUUUUUCCUCAGUCGCGGAAUGUGGCAUUCAUCCCCUCUCUGAAUUAGGAGCUUACGCAAGCCUUUAAGGAAACAAUGAAUAUUUAAUAAACUGAGCAAUAGCUUUACAGGAGUAUUAUAGUUGACCAGUUGGUACAUUUCUUAGACGUCCUCUGCAAAAAUAAAAACGCAAAAUUACCGGGUCAAAUACGCGCAAUUCAUAUCCUCGAUAUUACACUGCGACUAGCUAGCAGUAGAGGCUUAUGCGGGGGAAUAUCAUUACACAGAGAUAAAUGCCAUUUGCAUUUGAAAAGACCCCCCGCAUUACCCUGAGUUGCUGCAACCUUGGUCACAAGGGUUGGAACCCCUC